Molecule: messenger RNA, 3885 nt
Organism: Phacochoerus africanus (Common warthog)
Lineage: Eukaryota; Metazoa; Chordata; Mammalia; Artiodactyla; Suidae
Gene: ANO2
Product: anoctamin 2
Exons: 25
Coding region: 240-3239 (999 amino acids)
Biological process (GO): chloride transmembrane transport
Cellular component (GO): plasma membrane
Molecular function (GO): chloride channel activity; protein dimerization activity
Source: RefSeq, a predicted model, not a curated record
GGAACGCGCUCUUUCCUCCACGUGGCGCGACCUGCGCUCGCUUGUGCGCCUAGGGCGCAGCCAGGAGGCCGGGUGGUCUGACGCGGGAUGGGGGAGGAGGCGGUGGCAGCAGGACGGGGCGGGCACGUCCAGACGGAGCUGAGCCGCUAUGGAAUUAGCCUGGCAGCUGAAUAAGCCAUUCCAGACGCCAGCGCAGCCGAGGGGCAGUCCGGGUGUCCUGUCCCGUGUGAGCGCGCACCAUGGCCACCCCGGGGCUGCGCGAUAUCACGCUGCUCUCUGGCUCCCCACGUCGGCUGAGCCCACGGAUGGUGGUCAGAGGGGGCCAGGGCCCCAAACAUGGACAGCAGUACCUCAAGGUGCCGGGUCCCAGAGCCCAGGGCCUGCAGGGCAGCUCCCCUCGAGCUUCCAGCCAGCCACCUGGUGGCGGGAGCUCCCCCAACAGCUCUGUCAUCAACAACUACCUGGAUGCCAGCGAGCAGGUGUCCUCGGAGGCCCGUCUGAGCCGCAUGCACUUCCACGACAACCAGAGGAAGGUCGACUACGUGCUCGCCUACCACUACCGGAAACGCGGGGUGCACCCGGGCCACGGCUCCCCGGGCCACUCGCUGGCCAUCGUCUCCAAUGGGGAGACCGGCAAGGACCCCCACGCGGGGGCUCCCAGUGACAUUGAGCUGGGGCCCCUCGACGGCCUGGAGGACCAAAGGAAAGAGCAACGGGAGGAGUUUGAGCACAACCUGAUGGAGGCCGGGCUGGAGCUUGAGAAGGACUUGGAGAGUAAAAGCCAGGGCUCCGUCUUUGUCCGGAUCCACGCCCCGUGGCAGGUGCUGGCCAGAGAGGCGGAAUUCUUGAAGAUCAAAGUUCCCACCAAGAAAAUGUAUGAGAUCAAGUCAGAAGGCAGCAUCGCCAAGACAUUCAACAAGAUUCUGCAGAAGCUGAGCUCGCCCCUGAAGCCCCGGGUCCCCGAGCACAGUAACAGCAGGAUGAAAAACCUCUCCUACCCAUUCUCCAGGGAGAAAAUGUACCUGUACAACAUUCAGGACAAGGACACCUUCUUUGAUAACGCCACCCGUAGCCGCAUCGUGCAUGAGAUCCUGAAGCGCACGACCUGCUCUCGAGCCAACAAUUCGAUGGGUAUUAACUCUCUGAUAGCAAAUAACGUCUACGAGGCUGCCUACCCGCUUCAUGACGGAGAAUACGAUGGUGCGGGAGAUGACAUGAACGACAGAAAGCUGCUGUAUCAGGAAUGGGCGCGCUAUGGGGUGUUUUACAAGUUUCAACCUAUUGACCUCAUCAGAAAGUAUUUUGGAGAGAAAAUUGGACUGUAUUUUGCCUGGCUGGGGUUAUAUACAUCCUUCCUCAUCCCAUCGUCCAUCAUCGGGGUCAUCGUGUUUCUUUACGGAUGCGCAACCAUCGAGGAGGAUAUCCCCAGCAAAGAGAUGUGUGACCAGCAGAAUGCCUUCACCAUGUGUCCCCUGUGUGACAAGUCCUGUGACUACUGGAACCUCAGCUCAGCCUGUGGCACAGCACGGGCCAGCCACCUGUUUGACAACCCUGCCACCGUCUUUUUCUCCAUCUUCAUGGCUCUGUGGGCUACCAUGUUUCUUGAAAACUGGAAGAGAUUACAGAUGCGACUGGGCUACUUCUGGGACCUGACUGGAAUCGAAGAGGAAGAAGAGCACUCCCGGCCUGAAUAUGAAACCAAAGUUCGCGAGAAAAUGCUGAAGGAGAGCGACAAAUCUGUUGUCCAGAAACUGGGGACCCAUUCGACCGAGAGUGAAGACGAGGAUGAUGAAGACAAGCUGACCUGGAAAGAUCGUUUCCCAGGCUACUUGAUGAACUUCGCCUCCAUCUUGUUCAUGAUCGCCUUGACGUUCUCCAUCGUCUUUGGGGUCAUCGUGUAUCGGAUCACCACAGCGGCUGCUCUGUCUCUCAACAAGGCCACACGCUCCAAUGUCCGGGUGACUGUGACAGCCACGGCGGUCAUCAUCAACCUUGUGGUCAUCCUCAUCCUGGAUGAGAUCUAUGGCGCUGUGGCUAAGUGGCUCACCAAAAUCGAGGUUCCAAAAACAGAGCAGACAUUUGAAGAGCGCCUGAUACUCAAGGCUUUCUUGCUAAAGUUUGUCAAUGCCUACUCGCCCAUCUUCUAUGUGGCCUUUUUCAAGGGGAGGUUUGUGGGCCGACCUGGAAGCUAUGUCUAUGUGUUUGAUGGUUACCGCAUGGAAGAGUGUGCCCCUGGGGGCUGCCUCAUGGAGCUGUGCAUCCAGCUCAGCAUCAUCAUGCUGGGGAAGCAGCUGAUCCAGAACAACAUCUUUGAGAUCGGAGUCCCGAAGCUAAAGAAACUAUUUCGGAAGCUGAAAGAUGAGACAGAACCCGGGGAAACUGACUCUACCCAUUCAAAACAUCCAGAGCAGUGGGAUCUGGACUACAGCUUGGAGCCAUAUACUGGGCUGACUCCAGAGUACAUGGAAAUGAUCAUCCAGUUUGGCUUUGUCACCCUCUUUGUGGCCUCCUUCCCUCUGGCCCCUGUGUUCGCCCUCCUCAACAACGUCAUCGAAGUGCGACUUGAUGCCAAGAAGUUUGUGACGGAGCUGAGGCGGCCAGAUGCUGUGAGAACCAAAGAUAUCGGGAUUUGGUUUGACAUCCUCUCUGGAAUCGGCAAGUUCUCUGUGAUCAUCAAUGCUUUUGUCAUCGCUGUCACCUCCGACUUCAUCCCCCGCCUGGUGUACCAGUAUGCCUACAGUCACAACGGGACGCUGCACGGCUUUGUCAACCACACCCUCUCCUUUUUCAACACCAGCCAGCUGAAGGAGGGAACACAGCCAGAGAACUCACAGUUUGACCUGGAGGUUCAGUUCUGCAGGUUUAAGGAUUACCGGGAGCCGCCAUGGGCCCCGAACCCAUAUGAGUUUUCCAAGCAGUACUGGUCUGUUUUGUCUGCCCGUCUGGCUUUUGUCAUUAUCUUCCAGAACUUGGUGAUGUUUCUGAGCGUCCUCGUGGACUGGAUGAUCCCCGACAUCCCCACUGACAUCAGCGACCAGAUCAAGAGGGAGAAGAGCCUGUUCGUGGACUUCUUCCUGAAAGAGGAGCACGAGAAGCUCAGGCUGAUGGAGGAGCCGGCCCGGAGGAGCCCAGGCACCGGCCGACGCAGCCGGAGGAGCCCGGCCGCCAGCCCAGCACCCUCGGGCCGGAGCCAGCCGGGCAGCAGCAUGUCCUCGGGGUCCCAUCAGACCAACGUGUGAGCUGGGGUGCCCCGCCCGGGCACGGGGGCAGCAGAGCACCUGAGGGACCUGGGCACGGGGGGCCUGAGCACCCGAGGGACCCUGGAGAAGGGCUUGUGGGUGGAGAGAGGGAUGAGAGAGCGAGAUGGAGGAUGGGAACAGGAGGGAAGAGAAUGAUGCUGCUUCUCAGAAACUUCAAGCUUGGGUUUCUUCUAGGUCCUCAUUUGAGCCGUGUCUUUUGGGGGAUUGGUACCCCAUUUUGCAUCCAUCAGUGAAAGAGUUGGGUCUCCGCCCCAAAGUCCCCAGACACCACAAGCCUGCCCUUUGCUUCCUCAGGUCCCCUCCCAGCCUCUCUGUGGCCAUGAGCCAUGAGAGGCACAGUCCAGGCUCUGUUCCAGCCCCAUCAUAAGUUAUCCCCGGACCCCUUCCCACCAUCACCCCAAGAAAACCCUCUGCAUCCCUGGCACAGCCUCCGUGGAUGCAGAUUCAGUUCCAGGGCUGAUGGCUAUGGCCCCUGGACAUGAUGAUGAAAAGCGAAAGUCCAGACCUGGCCUCGUCUCCAGUUCAAGUCAGGGGAUGCUUUGAGCUAAAUGCAACUAGCCAUCGUUUUAUCCAAGUUCAGAUUUAAAAGAAUUGAAACCUUCUUUAUAAAGAUGCAUCUCCUGGU